AUGGAAGAUUAUCUGUUUCGACAUUACGUCGAUCAGUGCCGCGUUGUUAAAGAGGAGACAAGCUAUGUCGAGAUUUUCAAUUACUCGGAUCCCUUUUACAAUGUAUGCGAAGAACAUCCUUUACCAGACGAUGAGUUCCAUAACUUUGUGAAUCAAACUGGCGCCUUUGCACCACCAGGGAACCUAAGACCUGAUACGAAGCUGCUCAGCGGUAAUGCCAAGCAUCCCGAUACUUUUCUCACAAAGGUCAUCUCACUACCUGCGGAGAAAUAUGGAACCAUGGUUCGUGCCAUGAAACUGCCACAUCGAGGUAUCGAAACAAAUUCCGUUGUUGGCCCUUUCUUCUGGUGCGCCCAUGAUCAGGAUGACGACGACCCUCAUCUGCAAAUCAUCCACAGAAAAUCAGAUGUUCUUAAAAAGGGCAAAACUAGAGGUUGGGAGAUGCUCCUCUCUCAUUCUUUCAAGACAGGUAUCACUACUGGCUUCAUCAAGGGAACACCCAGCUCAGAGAUUGAAAAGUCUUUAAACCACCUCAAGGCAUGCACCGACCAAAUUGGGCACCCGAUUCUUCUACCUCUUAUCAUCCUUACAUACGACCUAUCUCCUGAAAAUGAUGAGAAACAACGCAAAGCUCGCCAUUGGCUCCGCCGCCUUGAAAACGCCGUCAGCCUACGAAAUGAAGUCGAGGAGCAGGAGCAGUAUUUCCAAAAUGGCUUCAUCGACAUUGACGGACUGAGUCGUGAUCUUGUUGAGUGUCACGGAAAUGUCAUGUGGAAACGUCCCCAGGCAUAUGAAGCGCUUGUCAAAGAGAUGGAAAAGGCCAUGGCCACCUUUCGAUUGGUGUGGAUUGCGUUAUGCCCCGAUGCUGAGAAACAAUCUGAGGCUGAACGAAAGCAUCGCAAAGAGGUUGAGAAACUGCAUCGAAGCAUGGUGUCUCGAUUAGACUUUUACAAGGUCAAACUCAAGGGCUUAGAGAACUACAUUCACAUCACUCUGGAGAGGCUCAAGGUUCAGCGCGAAGCGCUAUAUAACAUCAUGUCACAGCGUGAGGCAAGGCUGAACCUCGAGAUUGCAGGAGAGCAAAGGCGAAUAGCCCAUGCUAGUAAGCGAGACAGCACAGCUAUGAAGACCUUAUCCCUCAUGGGUGCUCUAUUCCUGCCAGGGACCUACCUCGCUUCUGUCUUCAGCAUGACAUUCUUUAACUUUGGAGCUGAUGCCGACCCUGUCAUUUCUGCUGAACUCUGGGUCUACUUCGCCAUAACCAUCCCCGUCACUGCCUUAAUCGUUUUUAGCUGGAUGUUUAUCGACAAGCGUCGCCAGGAGCAGCACAAGAAAGACGAUGCAGACCUUGAAAAGAAUAUCGACAAGAUGGAGAAGGAGAUCAUGUUUGCUCUUCGCAAGCGAACGAUGAGCAAAGCUAAUACCUGGAACACGGUUAGCCCACCCCCAAAACCAUGA
Molecule: messenger RNA, 1458 nt
Organism: Fusarium graminearum PH-1
Lineage: Eukaryota; Fungi; Ascomycota; Sordariomycetes; Hypocreales; Nectriaceae
Exons: 7
Coding region: 1-1458 (485 amino acids)
Source: RefSeq, a predicted model, not a curated record